This is a messenger RNA of Trypanosoma rangeli, 831 nucleotides long. Its product is annotated as aquaporin-like protein. The transcript has a single exon. Gene Ontology annotation, cellular component: membrane. The record is from RefSeq and is a predicted model, not a curated record. Gene Ontology annotation, molecular function: water channel activity. NCBI's taxonomy places the organism in Eukaryota, Euglenozoa, Kinetoplastea, Trypanosomatida, Trypanosomatidae. The coding region runs from base 1 to 831 and encodes 276 amino acids. Gene Ontology annotation, biological process: water transport; transmembrane transport.
AUGUCGGGGGACGUAACCGCAACGGAGGAGCGCUCCUACCUGGCGCGCAAACUCCCUUUGUUUAAGUUAUCUGCAUACCAGGCGAAGUUCAUUUGUGAGGGUAUUGGUACCUUUAUUUUCGUCAUGACCAUCUCCCUGGCGGAGGUGAAUUGCGGCGCCGCCGCCAUCAACGGCAAGACCCGCACCCGGAACCUUGCCCCCAUUGCGGAGGGCUUCAUGUUGUCUGUGCUGGUGUUUACGUUUGGCUACAUAUCUGGUGGCCAUUUCAACCCUGCCGUGACCUUUGCAGCCAUGCUUGUCCAGGCCAUGCGGAUGGAGGAGGCGGUGGCGUACUGGAUCGCGCAAGUGAUUGGCGGUGUUUUAGGCGCUGUCUUUGGUACUCUGGUGAACGGUUUUCCGCAUCACCUACCCGCCCCACAGGUUUACCAGAACCUCCCAGGGCACGUCUUAACGGGCUUCAUUGCGGAGGCGUUGUUUGCGGGGUUCCUGGUGACCGUCGUUCUCCACGUUGCCUACUCCCGUCAGCGCAACAACCACUACUACGGCUUGGCCAUUGGCAUGUGCCUCCUUGCCGCCGGGUACUCCGUGGGCGGCGUGUCUGGCGGUGCAUUCAACCCCGCCGUUGCGACGGGGCUUCAAUUGACGAAGUGUAUCGCGGCCGGGUACUGUAUUCCGUUGAUGCAUCUCUGGCUGUAUUGGGCCGCUCCUGCCGCGGGGGCGGUCGGGGCAUCGCUGCUCUUUAAAAUGACGCAUCCCGUGCCGCAAGAGACGGAAGAAGAGGCGCGGAGGAAGGCGCUGCAGCGUUCCGCGCGGCAUCUCUACGGGUCGUAG